GAAAAUUAUUUAAAAUGAAUCAAAAUGAACUUCACCAUUUGAUAUAAAAAUGUUAUAGAAUAGAAAAAGAAUUAGGAGGAAAUGCAGAAGCCAGUAUAUUUUAUUCUUUAUGUGAAAGCAAAAAAAGUAAAAAAAUCAAGAGAAUUUGAUGUUAUUAAAGAGUUGUUAAUUGCAAAGAUAUUUCAAAUUAGUAAACUUCAAGAUUAAAGAGAUGAUAAAAUGGCUAAGUAUGGAAAUGAUAGAGAUUAGAUAGCUAUGGGUAUAUAUGUUUGAAUAUGAUGUUGAUUAGGAGUGUAAAUUAGAGAUGAAAUUCAUGAAGUUGAAAGAAUGAUUAAAUAAAUGGGGGAAUCACUUGAAAGAAUGAGUAGAAAUCAAAAAAAAUAUUCAAUUCAAGAAAUAGAACUUAGAACAAAAAUUUUAUCAAAAUACAAAUAGAAUCUCGAAAAUUUAAAAUUAAGAGAGUAAGGAGAGAGAAUUGAGGAUUCUGAUAAUGAAAAACCAUUGCUUCUUAAGGAUUUAUAAUAAUGUAAUUUAUUAAAUGAAUUAUAAUUUUUAUAGAACUCUACAAAAAUAAACCCAACAGGGAAGUUGUUUAUCAAAUUACUAAAGACGAAUAAGAGGCUUUAGAUCGAUUUGAAUAAAAUGAUAGAAUCAUUGAUGAUAAAUUAGAUAUUAUAAUUAAUGGUGUUGAUGAAAUGAAAAUUAAAGCAUAAGCCAUUGGAAAUGUAACUAUCAUUUUUAUUAAUUCUAAUUUAGAAAAUAGAGUAAACUAAAAGUUAGCUUAAAGUCUUAGAUAAAUAAGUUGAUAAAACUAAUCUAACAUUAUUGAAUUCUAAUAAAUAAUUAAAAGACCUACUUUUAAAAUUUAGACAACCAAACAAAUUUUGCUUAGAUAUCACACUCUUUUUACUAUUUUUAGGAAUAAUAGGUGUUAUUGUCAACAUGAUUUAUUCUAAAUGA
Messenger RNA from Paramecium sonneborni, 960 nucleotides. The record is from the annotation of a GenBank genome assembly. NCBI's taxonomy places the organism in Eukaryota, Ciliophora, Oligohymenophorea, Peniculida, Parameciidae.